Molecule: messenger RNA, 438 nt
Organism: Egretta garzetta (little egret)
Lineage: Eukaryota; Metazoa; Chordata; Aves; Pelecaniformes; Ardeidae
Gene: PGAP3
Product: post-GPI attachment to proteins phospholipase 3
Exons: 3
Biological process (GO): GPI anchor biosynthetic process
Cellular component (GO): endoplasmic reticulum membrane
Molecular function (GO): hydrolase activity, acting on ester bonds
Source: RefSeq, a predicted model, not a curated record
CCCAGCUCCCCCUCACCUGAGCGGGGUCCUGGCAUUCCCAGCGCCUGUUGUGGUCUGACUGUGCAGCCUGAUGGUCCAGACUGGGAGGGACUGGGAGGGACUCAGUGGCCGGGGCAGGGGCUGUGCUGGCUGUCCCCCUCCCACCGCUUCAUCUCCCUGGCUGCAGGCUGGACCUGCCGCGAUGACUGCAAGUACGAGUGCAUGUGGCUGACAGUGCGGCUCUACGUCCAGGGCGGCCACAGGGUGCCCCAGUUCCACGGCAAGUGGCCCUUCUCGCGGUUCCUGUUCUUCCAGGAGCCGGCCUCCGCCUUUGCCUCCUUCCUCAAUGGCCUGGCCAGCUUCGUCAUGCUGCUGCGCUACAAAGCCGCCGUCCCCCCCGCCUCCCCCAUGUACCCCACCUGCGUCGCCUUCGCCUGGAGGAAUGUCCAGCGAGGGUAG